UUUCACCUCUAACGCUGUCCUUCUGGCUGAACGCGUACCUUUUAUUAUUAAUAACAAAUUCCACCAUGUUACAAAUAAAAAACCGAUUAAAAACUUGUACAUUGGCGGUCACAGCCAGGCGUCUGCUGUCAGGUGCAGUGAGAAAUCCGCUGGUCUUCAUGGACGUUGCUGCUGACGGCGAGUUUAUUGGCAGAAUUCUAAUAGAACUUAAUGCAGAUGUGGUUCCCAAAACAACAGAGAACUUUCGAGCACUGUGUACAGGAGAGCAUGGCUUUGGAUACAAGGGCUCUAUUUUCCACAGAAUCAUUCCUGAGUUCAUGUGUCAGGGUGGAGAUUUCACAAAUCACAAUGGCACUGGUGGAAAAUCAAUUUACGGAACGAAAUUCAAAGAUGAGAAUUUCAAGUUGAAACACACAGGUCCAGGUGUGCUGUCAAUGGCAAACUCUGGGCCGAACACCAACGGAUCUCAGUUUUUCAUCUGCACUGCCAAAACAGAAUGGCUUGAUGGCAAACAUGUUGUGUUUGGUGAAGUGAAAGAGGGCAUGGAGACUGUCAGGGUAAUGGAGUCGUACGGUUUGCAUGAUGGAGGAACACUUAAGAAGAUUGUCAUCACAGACUGUGGGGAACUUAAAUAAUACACGACUUUACACUGUACAGAGCUGACAACUGACUGCUCUUAUGUAAAUGAUUCAUCUCCUGCCAAAAGGUAAAUGAUUUGAUUUCAUAGCCAAUAGUGCAUUUGAUUGUAAUUCCUUAUGAUUAAAGGGAUGUAAUGUUUUAUAUCUACUUGGUUUUAAUAAAUCUGAAUAUGUGUGUGGGUUUGGGUGGGUGUUUAACUUCAGUGCUUUAUGCUUGCUAUGUAAGCCCUUGCUGCACUGCAUGCUAAAUCCUAACAUGUAAAAUCAAACAUACACAGGUUUUGUAUGGAAAAUGCAAAUGCAUGUAGUUUGUAUAACUCCACAGAAUAAACUGAACUGUAUAUAAAAC
Molecule: messenger RNA, 987 nt
Organism: Tachysurus fulvidraco (yellow catfish)
Lineage: Eukaryota; Metazoa; Chordata; Actinopteri; Siluriformes; Bagridae
Gene: ppifa
Product: peptidylprolyl isomerase Fa
Exons: 6
Coding region: 66-635 (189 amino acids)
Biological process (GO): protein peptidyl-prolyl isomerization; protein folding
Molecular function (GO): peptidyl-prolyl cis-trans isomerase activity
Source: RefSeq, a predicted model, not a curated record